Messenger RNA from Oryctolagus cuniculus (rabbit), 4316 nucleotides. The record is from RefSeq and is a predicted model, not a curated record. NCBI's taxonomy places the organism in Eukaryota, Metazoa, Chordata, Mammalia, Lagomorpha, Leporidae.
CUCGCACCCACAGACCCGCUUGCUGUGUGUUCUGCUUCCUUAUCGGGGCGGCCCAGGCCCUGGCCGGCGACAUUUGGUAAACCAGGGCAGAUUGCAGGAAAGGGGCCGAAUCCGCCAGAUUCCCCGGCGCGCACGGGCCACGCCCGGGCCGCCGUCCAGUUGCACCAGUGCGCGGCAGCCCCGGCGCGGUGGGGGAACCCUACAGCCCCCUCAGCGCCCUUCUCCAGACCCGCGGGUCCCGGAGGCUCCCAAGCGAGGACCCGGGCUGAGCGUCUAGGGCCGAGAGCCAGGGGACAGCUGCAGCGGGAGCCGCUGCCCGCACCGCGCAGGAAGGGGAGGGCCCUAUAGGGAGAGGGGGGCCCGGCGCGGGCGCAGGGCUGGGUCGGAAAAGCUGCCUCACGGCCGCGCCCGCCGCACCCUCGGCCGCGCGCCCUGCCCUCGGCCGCCCGCCCGGACUCUGAUACAGUCUCUGCCGCGCCUUCCCGGAGGCAGCGCCGCAGCCUCGCCAUGUCCCAGCCGGGCCAGAAGCCCGCUGCUUCCCCGCGGCCCCGGCGCGCCGCGGCCAGGCACACCCAGGAGCAUGUCAAUGAAAAAACCAGUGGAUCGCCUUCCAAACCAGGAGAAAAGAAAGGACCAGAUGAGAAAAAGGCAGCCAGCCUCGGGAGCGGUCAGUCUUCCAGAACCAGCACUGGUGGAGCAGUCCCAGCGGCCAAGGUGUCAGCUUCCUCUGCUGCAGCCAGCAAGUCGCUCAGCAUGAACCCCGCAGAAGCCAAGGCCGUUCCAAUCAGCAAAGAGAUGGAAGGACCACAUCCUCAUAGCAAGAAAAGACACAGAAGACAGGAUGCUAAAACAGAACCUGAGAAGUCACAAUCAACUAAGCCACCUGUGGAUCAUGAAAAGAAGGCCCAGGAAGGAAAGCCAAAGGAACACACCAAGCCAAAAAGCACACAUAAGCAUGCAUCGGAUGGAGAAGGCAAGCAUGGUCGUAAUGAAAAGACAGCUUCCAGAUCGAAGGAGCCAGUGACACCGGCGAAAGCAACAGAACCAGAGACUAAACCACAGGACACGAAGCCCGCUGGUGGGAAGAGCGUCGCUGCUGGGACGACGGCAGCACCUGGCAAAGCAGGCGACCCGAAGAAAGAAAAGAAGUCAUUACCUGCUGCUGCUCUAGCUGAACCGAAGCCUGACGAACCGUCUGGAAAGUCAGGCAUGGAUGCUGCUUUGGAUGACUUAAUAGACACUUUGGGAGAGCCCAGCGAAACCCAAGAAGAUUCCACAGCUUACACCGGACCAGAAAUUUCAGAUCCAAUGAGUUCCACCUACAUAGAAGAACUGGGUAAAAGAGAAGUUACAAUUCCUCCAAAAUACAGGGAACUUCUGGAGAAAAAAACAGGGGUUGCGGGGCCACCUCCAGACUCCGUGACACCCUUGGGCCCCGACGAUGCCAUCGACGCCCUGUCGUCUGACUUCACCUGCAGCUCUCCCGUGGCCAGUGGGAAGGAAGCCGGGAAGGAGGCAGCGAAAUCUGCAGGAGAAGUUUUGGAAGCUGAGUCGGCCAAAGUCAUGAGAGCUGCAGCCCCACCCCAGGAGAAGAAGAGAAAGGUGGAGGAGGAUGCAAUGAGCGACCAAGCACUUGAGGCUCUGUCGGCUUCGCUGGGCACCCGGAUGGCAGAACCUGAGCUGGAUCUGAGCUCCAUCAAGGAAGUGGCCGAGGCGAAAGCUAAAGAAGAAAAAGUAGAGAAGUGCGGUGAAGAUGAUGAAACCGUCCCAGCCGAGUACAGACUGAAACCAGCCACGGAUAAAGAUGGAAAACCACUGUUGCCAGAGCCUGAAGAGAAACCAAAGCCUCGGAGUGAGUCAGAACUUAUUGACGAACUUUCCAAGGAUUUUAGCCAGGCUAAGAGUAACGAAAAGCAGCCUAAGCCAACUGGAAAAACAGAAGAGUCCAAGGCUGCCGUCCCCGCUCCAGUGGCCGAAGCUGUGCCUCGGACGUCCAUGUGCAGUAUACAGUCGGUGCCACCCAAGCCUGCCUCGCUGCAGAAGAGCACGGUGCCAGAUGAUGCCGUGGAAGCCUUGGCUGGCAGCCUUGGGAGGAAGGAGGCCGAUCCAGAAGAAGGGAAACCUGUGGCAGAUAAAGUCAAGGAGAAAUCCAAGGAAGAAGAGCGGGAAAAACUUGGUGAAAAGGAAGAAACCAUUCCCCCUGAUUAUAGACUGGAAGAGGCUAAGGAUAAAGAUGGAAAACCACUCCCGCCAUCAGAGCCCACUGCACAACUUCCAGCCUUGAGCGAGGACCUCCUCCUGGACGCCUUGUCUGAGGACUUCUCGGGUCCGUCGAGCACCUCGUCUCUCAAAUUCGACGAUGCCAUGCUCUCUGCUGCCGUCUCGGAAGUGGUCUCCCAAAGCCCUGCCUCCGUCACCCACGCCGCGGCCCCACCCCCUGACACUCGGCCCAGCAACAAGGAACUCGACGAUGCCUUGGAUAAACUUUCUGACAGUCUUGGCCAAAGGCAGCCUGAUCCCGAUGAGAACAAGCCCAUGGAGGACAAAGUGAAGGAAAGAGCCAAAAAGGAACACAGACACAAGCUGGGGGAGAGAGAUGACACCAUUCCCCCCGAGUACAGGCACCUGCUGGACCAGGGCGAGCAGGACAAACCAGAGAAGCCACCUACAAAGAAAUCAAAGGAAAUAAAGAAACCUGCAGGUGACCAGGACCCCAUCGAUGCCCUCUCGGGAGACCUGGACAGCUGCCCUCCAGCUGCGGAGACCUCCCAGGCCACAGAGAAGGAUAAAAGCAAGACCACGACGGCCUCCAGUUCCAAAGCUGCCAAGCAUGGAGACAAAGCAAAGGAUUCAGCCCAGACCACAGAGGAAACUUCCAAGCCAAAAGCCAAUGAAAAAAAUGCAAGUUAGAAGUUUACACAGUUUGUGCUUUUGUCACAUGGCCUGUGUCCUGUGCCUCCAACAGUUAUCUGGAUUGUUCACUGGAUUUCUCCAUUUGGGUUUUUCAAGGUACCUCAGAUGCUCGGCUGGUGGAUGGUGACUUUCAGAAUAAAAGGCUUUUGCAACAAAAGUUUCUGUGGGUGGCUUCUGGACAGCGGCAUUGGUUGGGGCUCUUGCCAUCCUACACCUUCGUUUCCGGAAGGAAAAUGAACUUGGUUCACCUGUGUUACUGUACAAGUACUGCUAUUCUUUGAAUGUUUUUCAAUUGCCUUUAGCUGUGAGAGAAAGGAAGCUUUAUAUUUUUAAGAAAUGUAUUUGAUAAGCAAUGCCAAAAACACUUUGCAAACUUUUGCACAUUCUACACACAGUGCCUAUAAAUCUCAGUAGUAAUUUCAGUUUGCACUUUUAGCAUCUGCCAAACAAUGCUUUAAACAGUCUUCAGUGUUCCAAUGUCUUAUUACCUCCUCUCCUCGGGGUUUAAGUAUUAGAUGUUUCUUUGGGUAUUACUGUUCAUGAGUCAAAAUGACUGUACAUUGGGUACCUCUGUUGGGCUAAUAAAUAACCUGGACAAAACCCAGCAGUACCAACUCCUUAUGCAUUUGAACUCUGGUUUGUCAAGGGGGUGGGGACUUUAGCACCUUGGAGCAAGGGGAAGAACAAAAUGCAGGCGCGAUAGUAAGUCACGGUACAGUGCAUUCUGCGCAUAAGACAAGUCUCAGCGUCUUGCCCCUGUAGGGGCCCUGUUGCUACACUCAUGAACCUGCUUUCUGAGCUCUGCCCAGGAGCAGCUGUGGUUGGCCUGGAGCCAUGACCACAGUAGUCUGUGCACUCAUGAAGCGGGAUGCUAGACGGUGCAAAGUUGACCAGUCAUCUACUUUAAAAACCGUACAUACCUGAAACUCAGCGUCUGCUUCCAGCACCCUGAGUGGUGUUCCGUGAGCAUUGCACCGAUGUUACUGAUGGGAUUUUAAUAAAUCAUCCGCUUCUGGGUGAAUCCAGGCACGGAGGGCAGAUGUGAGCUGGAAUUUGUCUGCAGAGAACUAGGCCAGCCUCAGCUUAAAGCUUUAAUGAGGACUGAACUGACUUCACUACCGGAAAGUUAAUAGCAACCUGUACUUCCUUGGAGGACAAGGUCAAUGAAACGCCACACAGAACGGGCCCCAAAUUUUAUACUCCCUAAAGUUCAUGCACAGAGCUACCUACGCAAUUGCAAACUCCACCUGCGAAGUGCUGUGUCCCAGACACAUUCUAUGUUCUAGGCACCAACAGAACAUGAGAACACUUUCCUAAAGGAUUAUACUAUGUAUUUAAGUCUCCCAUUUGGACAGUACAGGUGUCUUCAUUAAAAAUCAAUAAACUUGACAUUGACAAACGGG